Molecule: messenger RNA, 966 nt
Organism: Ectocarpus siliculosus
Lineage: Eukaryota; Phaeophyceae; Ectocarpales; Ectocarpaceae
Source: the annotation of a GenBank genome assembly
CUCUCCUGCCUGACCGUGAACAAGCGAGCGCAGAGGUGUCGAAGAUCGACCAAGCAACUCCUGGUUUAGUGUGCGUGGCUGCUGUGCAACGGAGAAUUGGCGCGAACUGGAGCUGCCUCCCUGUUGCUUUUGGAAAUCUAGAGAGGGUUUCUCUGCCGCCGCUGCUGUGCCAAUUGCUGGAGGGAGCUAAGCUUUUGUGUGGGGAACAGCUUAGCGUCAUCAUGUCGGGCUUUGGAGGGGGAGGACGCGGGGGGGGGGGUAGGGUCAAGAAGGUUAUGACCCAGCCGAUCUCUCUUAUCUUCAGGUUUCUGCAAAACCGAACGAGGGUGCAAAUCUGGCUUUACGAGAACACCAAGAUGCGGAUAGAGGGACAAAUCCUGGGCUUCGACGAGUACAUGAAUCUGGUAUUGGACGAGGCGGAAGAGGUGGACAUGAAGAACGACGAGCGCAAGCAGCUGGGGCGCAUUAUGCUCAAGGGCGACACCAUCACCCUCAUGCAGAGCGUCGAGGUCUAACACUACAUGCGAGCGCUGGGUUUUUGGGGGGUGGGGGGGGCACCAUAAUGGCGGCGUCUGGGGCAAGGGGUGGUCCAGGGCGUUCAUCACAGGGCCGGGUGUACACGUAGAGAGACAGGGAAGGGUGCUCGGCAAUUGACAAACAGGUGCACAAGACCACGGUUGGAAGGCUCCCUUCCCUUGCUCUCUUCUGCUGGUGACGCCGCCAAGAUGGCAACCGACCGUGACAUCUAUCCGUGUAUGGCCUCUUGUGCGCUACCUGGUGUGCUUGCUGAGUGUUGGCUGCAGAGAGGCCCGACUGGCAUGGUUGUAGGUUACAGAGCUGAGCGAUUUGUUUUUUCUGGCGCAUGCCGGGUGGGUAGGGGAUCUCAGGGAGAGGAACCCUUUUGUGUGACCACGGAUUGGAGCUCCCUCCUUCCCGGCAGAAAUGCUGUGAACUGUGACCGCUGAU